This is a messenger RNA of Patella vulgata (common limpet), 4983 nucleotides long. RefSeq lists its product as uncharacterized. The record is from RefSeq and is a predicted model, not a curated record. Lineage: Eukaryota; Metazoa; Mollusca; Gastropoda; Patellidae. The transcript is spliced from 9 exons. Bases 147 to 1442 code for a protein of 431 amino acids.
UAAUUACAUGGAAAAGUUUAGUUGGUGUUCCCUUUAAAAGGCAAAUUCAAUAAUGAUGUACUAGGGAAUUAUUGACCAAUCAAAUCAAAGGAGAAACUUUACUGCGCUGUGGAUAAACAAAAGAACGUACUCCGUCAAGAACAGCGAUGGCAAUGGCGUCGAAAGCCAGAUAUUUUGUCUUAAAAGUUUGUGCUUUAUUUUUUGUAAUAAUUUUACAAGUACACUGUGAUGAUGUUCCAUCUAAAGAGGAAGCAUGUGGAUAUUGGAAGAGAAUAGCUGAUCAGAUGUCGAAUCAAAGUCAACAGAUGCAUUGUGUGGCCAACUCAACUGACCCUUGCACACGAUUAGACUGUCAGGGCACCUAUAAAUAUAGGUCAUGGAUGAUACCAACAUCAACAAAUAUAGAGAUUGAUUUUUGUUUUGGUAUUGUUUUAAAUCACUGUGAUGAGCCAGUUGCUCUAGAUAUAUACCUCCAAAUACCCAAAAGAAAUGUCUCCUACCAAAGUAGAGUUAGACAUGAUGAGUUAAUGAAAAUACCAGGUGGAAGUAUCACAACAGCCUCUUUUGGUAAAGUGGAUGCAUUUUUAUAUUUUCAUAUGGUAAAGACUGGUAGCUUUGUGAACUUUUCUAUGGUAAUAAAAUUGAAAAUAACAGCACUAGGAGGUUUCUCAAUGUGGCCACCAGGUCUACAAAGAACUUUGGUUCCUAAUGAGAGAAUUCCAGUACCACCUUGUGAACAUCCUACAAAUGAUUCAGCAGUCAUACCUCCUCCAGUUUGUCAACCACCUCACUGGAGACAAAUAUCUGGACAUGUUCCUCAACAAUCUGUCACACCUGGAACAAAUCCUUCAGGUGGAUCUAAAUCUGAUUGGCAUACAAUAUUGCCUUUAGCAUCUACUACACCUGCAUCAUUGACCUUCAACAAGACUUGUAGUGAUGCCGAUGGUCAACAGUGUGCAGAGACGGAAGCUUGUAAUGAGCAGAUUAACAUCUGCGUGUGCUAUGAUGAUUUUGUCUAUGAUAAGACAGUUAAAGCUUGCGUUACAAAAAGCCGUCUAAACCAAGUCUGUGAUUUUAAUCAGAAAUGUGGUCCAAGUGAAGUUUGUAAGGAAGUUAAAGGCCAGAAUUCUGUUGGACGUUGUGCAUGCAAGCAAGGCUUCCACUAUAGUAUACCUAGACAAAUUUGUGAUGCUGCAAAUCAGGAUACAUUUACAGUGAUGCCUGGUACAACUGCCCCAGAUGCAAAUGCCACUAAAAAACAACCUCUCCAUCAAACUACAAAGGCCUAUACUAAUACUACUGCUGUAAUUGCUGGAUGUGUGUCGGCUGUAAUCAUACUUACUGUUAUUGUCAUUGUGGUCUUUAUGAUGAUUCGUAAAAAAAGAAGUCAGUAUGAUCGUCAGAUUUUAUUGGAAAAUGAUGAUGAGCCAUUGGCCAUUUAAUUUUAGAUUAUGUACAUUCUUUAAAUUUUAUUUUAUUAUUUUUGUCUUUUGUAACCAAGCCUUAUUUUAUAUACUGAGAUGCAAUGAAAACGCACCACUGAUGUGAAUAGAAGUGCUGGCGAGACAUAAUGUGGUUGGUUGUAUAUUGCCGUCGCCCCUCUGCUUCCAGCAUUUACAAGCAAUUGUGCACACUCUAGACUUUAAAUUUAUACACAGUGUUUACAGUCAUGAGAUGAAGAAGUCUCUUGAUUUCAACAAUUUUUGAUAAUUCCAGCCAGAGUUAUGGCCCUUGAUCACUUUGAAAACUCUUGUGGACACUCUAGAGGCUAAAGUUAAUAUUUAUUUAUUUUCAUCGAUUUUCAAUAAUUAAUGAAAGAGAUUUGGCCCUUGAUCACUUGAAAAAAUCUUGUGGACGCUCUCGAUGCUAAAGUUAAUAUCUGAUUGACGUUAAAUUUAUACACAGUGUUAAAGCCAUUUGACAAAGAAUCCUAAUGAUUUUCAACGAUUUCUGAUACUGUCAGAGUUAUGGCCCUUGAUCAUUUGAAAAAUCUUGUGGACAUUCGAGAUGCUAAUGUUAAUAUCCGAUUGACUAUGAAUUUAUACACAGUGUUAUGAUUAUGAGACAAAGAAAUCUAUUGAUUUUCAACAAUUUCCAAUAAUUACUGUCAGAGUUGUGGCCCUUGAUCAAUUGAGAAAUUUUGUGGAUGUGCUACUCUAGAGGCUAAAGUUAAUAUAAGGUUAUACACAGUGUUUAAGGUCAGAGACAAAGAAUCGAAACAAAUUCUAAUGAUUCUGAUAAGUACUUGUAAUCAGAUUUUAGUGUGUUUUAAAUGUUUUCAUUACUGACAAAAGAAAAAAUAUGCAACAACCCUUGUUGACGGUCUGGACGACUUUAGACUGGACAUUUACCGACACAGUAACAGCAGUAUGGAAGCUGGCAGUGUGCGAUUAGAACUGAAAGAUCUUUCUAGAUACUGUGCCAGUCUUGUCAGUGAGGUGUCACAUGCAGCUGUCUAGGCUUUGGCCGAGCUCUAGUGGACUUUAUUUGCUGGUAACAAUUGUAAAGUCUCGGGAUGGUAGUGUGAUGACAUCUAAACCUGUCAAUAACUCUGGUAUUCAUGCCCUCGUGAAUUAAUGCAAUGACGCUUCUCCAACUCUCCAUAGUACUGUAGGUGUUGUAAUUAUCCCUUGUUUUUGAAAAAGAUACAAUUUAUAGCCCAUGUCUGUAUUAUAAAGUCCUGAUCAUCAACAUUCCCAUUUUUUUUGUGAGAGAAUUGACCUGUAGUGCGUUUAUGUGAUCCUAAAACAUCAUUCUCACAUGUUAUCGUCAGGAUCUGAUGAUGUUAUACUAGUUAAAGACAGAAUUGCAAGAUUUGCAAUCAUUCAUUUAUAAAAGUGCUGUUUGUCAUUGCUUUUUCAUUUCAUCUCAGUAUAUUUUCAUAAAAUGAUAAAAGCAUAAUUUUUUUUAUUUAUAAUUGUAUACCUGUUUGCCAUUUAACUAUAUUAAUUUCAUUUGCUAAAUAAAUCUUCUUGUAAGAUUAUAAAACAUCAUUUCUAGAUACAUAGGUGAGGUUUUUACAGUGGCUUAGGUAUUUAAAUACCUAAAUAUCAGAUAUCAUGAAUACAUGUUCCUAGCCAGUCCAGUACAAUUUGCAUGUUUUACAAAUCAAAAUAAUAAGCUUCUGUGAUUAUACUUUUGACUGGCUCAACAAGAUAUUGCCUUUGGCAAGGCUUUGGGAGAGUGCAAGCUGUUUUCCCAUAUUUUGUAUAGGUUGACUUUUUCAAUGGAAUAUAAAAUACGAAAAAGAAUGUUUAUUGUAUUAUAAGAUAUUAAGCUUGAAUAAAAGCACAGUUUUUGAUAUCUAAUUCUAAAUGAUAUAUUUUAAAACUGGUAUAUAAUUUGAUAAUGGUAAAGAGCUUGUGUACAAGCUUUAACUGUAUUCAGUGAUUUGUAAGAUUGUUCAUUUAUUUUUACCUGUUUUAUCAUAAUAAUAAACGUCCAUAUAAUUUACCAGGAAUCUGUACAUAAAAUGUAAAUAUCCUACAGCUGGUAUUGUGCACAUAAUGUCUUUUCCAUCUAUUUUUAUAAUUUCUCUUUAUAUACAUGUUAUUUUUUUUUUUUUAAAUUCCAUUGUAAUGUAUUUAUCGUUACAGAUUUAAGAAUAUAUUGUGAGAUUGAAAAAGAUGUUGCCUAAAAAUAUUCAUAUAAAAUUGGUAUUGUCUUUUCUUCGCUAUCUGUUAAAGAUUUGAAAAUUUGGUGUAUGCAAUGUUUAUUGUCAUUAUUGUUUUAAUUGAUUGUGAAUUGUAGCUGAAGAAUAUAUUACAUAUUCCUAAAGCAAUAGUUAACAACUAGUUAGAGAUUGCUACACUGAACUAAAGAAGGUGACAUUCAUGGGAACCAUAUCCAGGAUUUGUUAAAACUUGAUACAAUCACUUGAUUUGAAUUCAAAAUUUCUCUGCUAAAACAAAUGACAUGAUAGCCCCAAAAGCUUAAUCCAUUUACUAAAAACUGGUUAUCAAGAUCAAUAACUUUAUCAAUAAGACUUUUGAGGUAACCACAAUACAACCUCUAAGCUAAGUUCCGCCUGCUAUUGUAAUUACACGAUUCAUUUAUUGCUUUAGGAACAUGUAUAUGCUUUGCUCUUCUUUUUACUUUGUUCUUGUAUAUUGAAACAGUGGCAUCUCUUUUAUUAUAUUCUUGUGUGAACUAACAGUUCUUUACUUUAUUAACAUUGUUUUACAUUUUGUUUUGAUCAGUAUGAUUACUUUUAAAUGCAACUUCAUAAUAUGGUAAAAACUUAAAGAUGUUAUGUAAAACUUGGGUGAACAUAAAUUAAUUUUUAUUGUAAUAUGUUUUUAUCACAUAACUUUUUAUUAUUAGCAUAUAUUUAUAUAGUUUGCUUUGUUUAUUCUUUAUUAUAUUCAUUUUUUUUUUUUUUGCUGGGAGAGAUGACCUGGUUAUACAAGAAAUAUUAUUACUACUGUAAAAUAUAAAGAACAAAUUUUUUUUUGUGACUUUCAGUUAAUUGGAAAAAACAAUAAUGGUUGUGAUAUAGAUUAUCACAUGAUUUUCUACAUUAAUAUUAUGGAUUUAUAGAUCUUUUUUAUACUUAUUAAUAUUUGGAGUUCAUAAUGAUCUAACUUGUGAGAAAAUUGUAAGCUUGAAGUGUCUUAUUUGAAUCGUUACAUUAUAUGAUGUCUAUUGUAUUAAUUGAAGUUGAAUUUGGGUAAGUUGUACAUCAUAUCAGCUAAUUCAGUCAACAUACAAGAGAACAAAAAGAAAGUACCAAUAUGAAGCUAUUCAUUCUUAAUAUCAAUGGCCAACAUUAUUCCCUGCCCCCCCCCCCCCCCCCCCCCCCCCCCCCCGGACAUUGUCAUUAUCAUUAAUUGAUAUAUAAGUCAAGAUAGGCAUACAAAUUUGGCAUUUCAAGUUUUCAAAAGUUAUGUUGAAUGUUCAUGAAUAUCAUAAGAAGGUUGUUAAAAUUGUACAUCAUUUUAUUGCCUCUAUGUUUGUUGUAAGCUUAAUACAUAUAUUAUUGUU